Molecule: messenger RNA, 2211 nt
Organism: Oncorhynchus kisutch (coho salmon)
Lineage: Eukaryota; Metazoa; Chordata; Actinopteri; Salmoniformes; Salmonidae
Product: protein YIPF3-like
Exons: 9
Coding region: 296-1327 (343 amino acids)
Cellular component (GO): Golgi apparatus
Source: RefSeq, a predicted model, not a curated record
UUUUUGUUUUGUCACAAUGUGUAAUGCAUACUCCGGGCUGAGAAGGGCAGCAAUACGCCAAAAAGCAUCUAGUCUGUCGGAAAUUCACACAAAAGGAGAAGUGUCCACGUAGUACGCACGACGUGUUGUGCGUGGAAUAUUACCAGGCAGCGUAAUGCAUUUGGGAACAAACGUUUAUCUUUAAAGCACCUCUGAUGCUAUAAUUAACAAUUCGUUGGUUGUAUGUGAGUUUGAAAGUGCCGUUUUUUAUUUAUUUUUAACAAGAAAUCAAGAACACGUUCACUUGUUCUAAAAGAUGGCUUCGUCUGAUGGAAACAAAAACACGGAACCAUGGGGCGGUUUUGACGACAACAUUAUCCAGGGCACUGGGUCAGCAGUGAUUGACAUGGAGAACAUGGAUGACACAUCGGGCUCCAGUUUUGAGGACAUGGGGGAGAUGCACCAGCGCAUGAAGGAGGAGGAAGAGGUGGCAGAGGAGGCGGAAGCAACUGAAGAGGAGACUGGAGAGGAUGGCGAGUUUCUGGGCAUGAAGGGUAUCAAGGGCCAGCUGGGGAGACAGGUGGCAGAUGAGGUGUGGCAAGCUGGAAAGCGUCAGGCUUCCAAAGCUUUCAACCUAUAUGCCAACAUAGAUAUUCUCCGGCCGUACUUUGAUGUAGAGCCUAUGCAAGUCAGGAACAGGUUGAUUGAAUCAAUGAUACCCAUCCGCAUAAUACAUUUUCCACAGAAGAUUGCUGGGGAGCUAUAUGGGCCCAUGAUGCUGGUGUUCACACUGGUGGCCAUCCUCCUGCAUGGAAUGAAGACAUCAGGAACAGUUAUUAGAGAGGGUACUCUGAUGGGCACAGCCAUAGGGACAUGCUUUGGUUACUGGCUGGGAGUUUCCUCCUUCAUAUACUUCCUGGCAUAUCUGUGCAACGCCCAGAUCACCAUGCCCCAGACCCUGUCUCUGCUGGGUUAUGGUCUUUUCGGACACUGCGUGGUUCUCUUUGUCACCUACAACGUCCACUUCCACUCCCUGUUCUACAUCCUGUGGCUGGUCGUAGGAGGGCUCUCCACACUGCGGAUGGUGGCUGCUCUCAUCUCUCGGACCGUGGGACCGACCCCGCGCCUCGUCCUCUGUGGAACACUGGGUGCUCUGCAUAUGCUCUUUCUGCUCUACCUGCACUUCGCUUAUCACAAGAUUGUUGAAGGUAUCCUGGACACAUUGGAAGGCCCCAACAUGCCCCCCAUCCAGAGAGUGGCUAGAGAUUUGCCUGUGGUGGCCACCGCUGCUAUGAAUGCUGUGAAUGCCACAGUGAAGACCAUUGGUGUUAUCCUGCAGUCACAGUGAUGGUGUGUCCAACAUCAAAGAUGAUACCACAGGCUCAUGAGCCUGAAUUCCGCAGUGAUGGUGUUGUGUAGGUAAUACAGACUGAAGUGAAGGUCAAAUACCAUUAUGGUGGCUGGUUAUAGUUGACAUUUGACCUUCAUCAUUAAACAUGAACAUUGUCUCAGUAAACACAUCGCCAUCGCUUCACAACAACUCUUACAACUUUCAUUCUCCAUGGGAAAUGACAUGCUUACCCUAGUUGUUUAUAUUGUAUCUAAUCAAAAUAACUAAAUGUUGGAGUGAGGUGUUAUGCUGGUGCUGUAACUCUUUUCAAAUGACAGCAAAUAGCCUUUUCAUAGGGGUCUUGUAUUUGUUAAAGCAGCAUGAGUGCACUAAGAUUCCCAGCUGUUUGCAUUUGUACUCAUGUUAAGACUAAUUCAUCUCCAACUCGACACUUUCUCACCUCUUGUAGGCUUUGUUACACGGGUUACGGCGAUAACAUCAAUGGAUGUUUUAACAUUCUAGACGUUCAAUGGGAGGAAGGUUCUAUAGGAAUGUGUGGUGCCUUCUAUUGUUUUUCGAAGGAAUUAUUAUUAUCAUGUAUGAUAUGGGGUAAAUUAGAGUUUAAUCUCUUGUUUUACACAAUGCACAUCCAUUGUCUGUCAUUUUAAUAACCUAACCAGAAAAAAUAACGAAAAAUGCAGUUGACAUGUCAUAUGAGAUAUGUAAUAGUGCGUUAUCUUAUGAUUAUUGUUCCUUCUAAGCAGCUUUUGUUUUGUGCAUUAUUUGUACUUCCUAACAACAUUGUUUUUGGGUGGGAUGCAAGGUGACCUCUUUUUUGUGAAAAUAUAUUUAUAGGGUUAUUGUACAGAAAGAUACAAUGGAAAUAAACUUUAUCGACCUAA